AUGGCUUCAGCAGGGUACGCGGUGUUUGGGAUGGACUACGAAGGCCACGGUCGGUCCAAGGGCGCCCGCUGCUACAUCAAGAAGUUCGCCAACAUUGUAAAUGACUGCUUCAACUAUUACACCUCUAUCUGUGCAAAGGAAGGAUACAGGGAGAAAGGGCGAUUCUUGUAUGGGGAAUCAAUGGGAGGCGCAGUGGCCCUGUUGCUUCACAAGAAAGACCCUUCCUUCUGGAAUGGUGCCAUUCUUGUCGCUCCAAUGUAUAUCAGAGAAAGUGAAGCCGCAUCCGGUGGUGAUAAAUCUGCUGACAAGAGUGGAAGAGAUCAUUCCCAAGUGGAAGAUUGUUCCAACAAAGGAUGUCAUCGACGCUGCCUUCAAGGACCCCAUCAAGCGAGAAGAGGUUAGGAACAACAAGCUGACAUACCAGGACAAGCCCAGGCUCAAAACUGCCCUCGAAAUGCUCCGAACCAGCAUGAACCUCGAAGACACUCUUCAUGAGAUAACAAUGCCGUUCUUGGUGCUGCAUGGGGAGGCAGACACGGUGACAGACCCAGAGAUAAGCAAAGCAUUGUACGAGAAAGCAAGCAGCAUAGACAAGACCAUUAAGCUUUACCCUGGAAUGUGGCAUGCGCUGACGUCAGGUGAGCCCGACCACAACGUUGACCUCGUCUUUGCUGACAUCGUCUCCUGGCUCGACCUCCGUACCGGCGACGCUGCUUCCCUCACCGUCACUCCCAUCCGCCACGACUUUAACUUCUCAGCCAAGAAGGCAACUGACGGAGAAAAGAGACCUAAACGGUCACAGGGCAGUCUCCUCUGCGGAUUGAACGGUGGCCGUUUGCUCCAUCGCUCCGCUAUGUAAUAAACAACAAUAAUGGAUGAACUUGUCCUGAGGAGACAGACAUUGUUGUUGUUUUUAGGGGUAAUGCAAUAUU
Tarenaya hassleriana is the source of this 932-nucleotide messenger RNA. Its product is annotated as caffeoylshikimate esterase-like. The transcript has 5 exons. Gene Ontology annotation, cellular component: membrane. Gene Ontology annotation, molecular function: lipase activity. The record is from RefSeq and is a predicted model, not a curated record. Lineage: Eukaryota; Viridiplantae; Streptophyta; Magnoliopsida; Brassicales; Cleomaceae. Bases 101 to 859 code for a protein of 252 amino acids.